AUGACUAUCUCUUCAUCAUAAGAAGAUACCACCAUGCCUUAAAGAAUUGGAACGAAACUCACUGGAAUUAAAUGCUAUCUAGAUUCAACUCAUAUUCGUAAAUGAGAAAAGGAGGGAGAAAGAAUGGCAGCAUUCAGCGAAACCGCCUCAGAAUGGUGGCCCUUCUCAGCCAGCACAACGGCCGUCGUCGCCGGCAUCACCAUCUUCUUCCUCGCGCACCACAUCUCGUCGCGGAAGCUCGACCCGCGCGAACCGCCCGUCCUCGCGCCCGCCGUUCCCCUAAUCGGCCACCUCCUGGGCAUGGCGCUCCUGGGCGGGCGGUACGUCAAGAACCUCGGUAUCCGCCACCAGCGGCGGCUUUCCGUGUUUACCCUGCCGGUGCCCGGGUCCCGCAUCUACGUCGUCACGGACCCGGCCCUCGCCGCCGCCGUCCAGCGCGCGUCCAGGGCCUUGUCCUUCAACCCGAUCGUGCCCGAGCUCACCCAGCGCGUGCUCGGCCUCGACCACGCUACCGUCCAGAUCACGCGCAGGAACGUCGAUCCUCGGCCGGGCGAGGAGCGCGGCUUCCUGCCCGACAUCCAGGACAUGGUUUCCGCCUGGCUGGGUCCGGGGGAGUACUUGAGCACGCUGAGCUUGGACGCCGCUGCGGAGAUGAAGAACGAGAUCGCGGCGUACGCCUCCUCUGUUGCUGCCACUACCUCGAGCCGUGGCGCCGCUACUACGGGCUUACUUUCCUGGGUGCGCCACCUCGUCACCGUAUCGACAGCCAAGUACCUCUACGGGCCUCAGAACCCCAUCGCGCUAGACCCGGCGCUAGAAGCUUCCUUCUGGGACUUCGACCACGGCCUCGGCUCGCUGCUGAUCAACGUGUUCCCGUCGAUCACCGCGCGCCGCGCCCACGCGGGGCGGGAGAAGCUCGCGGCGGCGCUGCUCGCGUAUCUCGAGGCCGGGCGGCACGCGACGUCCGGGUCCGGGAUCGUCCGGAGGCGCGUGGAGAUCGCGCUCGAGCACGGCUGGGCCAUGCCGGCCGUUGCGCGGGAGGAGCUCUCGUUUCUGUUCGCGGGGAUCGUCAACGCGACCACUUCCACGUUCUGGAUCCUGCUGCACUUAUACGCCGACCCGGGUUUGCUCGCCACCGUACGCCGGGAAAUCGAGUCCGUCCUCUCGUCCCGCAGCGACGAGAACGAGCCGGCAGCAAGCUCCGCGACGCCGAAGCCGAAGCCGCUGCUGUUACGCAUCGCCGACCUCCGGGACAAGUGUCCGGUCCUCGUGGCCGUGUACCGGGAGUGUCUGCGCCUAGGAUCGGACACGUACUCGACGCGGGUCGUCAAGGAAGACCACCUUCUCGCGAACCGGUACUUCCUGAAGAAGAACGCAAUCGUGCAGAUCGCGGGCGGCGUGAUCCACGCGGACCCGCGGAUCUGGGGCGCGGACGUCUCCUCCUUCAACCCGCAGCGGUUCCUCGACAAGACGAACAGCCGGUCCGACGCCGAGGCGCUGAGCCCCGACAACGACGGCGGCGCCAAACCCCGGCCGAAGCAGCAGCAGCUGCAGCUGCAGCAGGGCAACGCGUUCCAUCCGGCGGCGUUCAGGGCCUUCGGCGGGGGGAAGACGCUGUGUCCUGGUCGCCACUUCGCUAUGAAUGAGAUAUUGGUGUUUGUCGCGCUGGUCGUGCUGCAGUUUGAUAUGAAGCCCGCUCGGGGUGAUAAGAUCGAUGUGCCGCCGAAGAAUGACGGGGUUUUACCUGUGCAUAUCCUGGAGCCGGUACGCCCUGUUGAGGUUGUGAUUUCGAAGCGAGAAGAUGGAUUUGCGCGGGAUGGAUUGGACGUUGAGUUUGCUAUGUGAUGUUGGGGACAAUUUAGCCCUUCGCACAAGGGAAUAUUGUUUCUUUUGAUGUUUAUAAGAUACCUAUGGUCAUGAAUGUAUAUGAAUUACGCGGGGAAUCAUUCUAUUGGGAGCAGGGGCACAUUGGCAACGAGUUAAUACGAAGG
Molecule: messenger RNA, 1991 nt
Organism: Daldinia caldariorum
Lineage: Eukaryota; Fungi; Ascomycota; Sordariomycetes; Xylariales; Hypoxylaceae
Product: cytochrome P450
Exons: 1
Coding region: 124-1845 (573 amino acids)
Molecular function (GO): heme binding; oxidoreductase activity, acting on paired donors, with incorporation or reduction of molecular oxygen; monooxygenase activity
Source: RefSeq, a predicted model, not a curated record